AUGGCCGAUGACGACCGCCGCGCCAAGCGCUCCCGCUUUGACCAAACCGAAGCUGAACCCCGUCGUUCACGAUUCGAUCGUCGUUCGCGAUCUCCCUCCGCGAAACAGUCGGAAUCCACCCGCACUCGAAGCCCUUUGAGUCGUGAGGCUCGCAGCCCGGCAGAAGAUGGACCGUCGAAACCAGCUGUCUCAGAUCCAGCAGCAGCCGCAGCUGCUGCCGCCGCCAAAAUCAAUGCUCAGCUGCAGGCAAAGAAGGGCAUCCAGCAUGUUGAUGUUCCCCCUAUUCGCACGACCGAGAGCCCUGGUAUGAAAUCCGAUGAGGCCGGCGCAGACGGCUCCAGCAAGGACGUUUAUGUCACAGAUGGAGACUAUAUCAAGGAUGUCGAAAUCAAUGAUUUACGCAACCGCUACACCCUAACCAAGGGUUCUACUCAACAAAUGAUUAAAGAUGAAACCGGCGCUGAUGUCACGACUCGAGGAAGUUAUUACCCCGAUAAAAAUAUGUCGACUGCCGCGAACCCACCUCUCUUUCUUCACAUCACCAGCACUACAAAGGAGGGUCUUGAGAAAGCCGUCCAAAUCAUUGAUGACCUUAUUCAAAAGGAACUCCCAAAUCUGGUUGAUGAGCGUAGAUUCCGCCGUCGAGAGCCUGAGACUCCCGUUGAGCGGGAUGAGUACGGCCGUCGCAAAUGGCCUGAUGAGCGUAUUCCAAUUGACCUUGAACCUAUUCCUGGGUUCAACCUUCGUGCCCAGGUUGUCGGUCAAGGUGGUGCUUACGUCAAACAUAUCCAGCAGAAGACCCGUUGUCGUGUCCAGAUAAAGGGUCGUGGUUCUGGUUUCAUUGAAUCUAGCACUGGAAGAGAAAGCGACGAAGCCAUGUUUUUGCAUGUCGCGGGACCGGACGCGAACGAUGUCCAGGCUGCUAAGGAGCUUUGCCUCGACCUCCUUGGUAACGUCAAGGAGCAGUAUCAGAAUUUCAAAGAUAACCCACCCCAGCAUAACUAUGGAGGAUAUCGCGGUGACCGUGGUGACCGUGGCGACCGCGGUGACCGGUAUCACGGUGGUGGUGAUCGUGGUGACCGUAGUGGUGGCGGUGGCUAUAACCGCCGUAAUGACUACCAGCAACAGCAACAGCACCAGCACCAUUCUCCUGCUGCGGCUGCUAGUCCCACCACUCCGGGCGCAGCAGGCGCUACCGCAGCUAGCAUGGCUGACUACAGUGCUCAGUACGCUCAGCAGUAUUACGGAGCUACUGACCCCUACGCUGCUUAUGGUGGGUAUCAGAAUUAUGUGGCAUACUACCAGUAUUACCAGCAAGCUGCUGCCGCCCAGCAGCAGCAACAACAACAGACGGAGGCGGCAGCUCCCCCUCCUCCCCCGCCAGCUAGCGAAGCUCCUCCACCUCCUCCCCCAGGUUCUGGAUCACCUCCUCCUCCGCCCGGCGGAGGCAGCUAUACUGCGGUUCCUCCCCCACCUGGUCUUUAG
Penicillium angulare is the source of this 1485-nucleotide messenger RNA. RefSeq names its product KH domain-containing protein. Lineage: Eukaryota; Fungi; Ascomycota; Eurotiomycetes; Eurotiales; Aspergillaceae. Gene Ontology annotation, cellular component: nucleus. The record is from RefSeq and is a predicted model, not a curated record. The coding region runs from base 1 to 1485 and encodes 494 amino acids. Gene Ontology annotation, molecular function: RNA binding. The transcript is spliced from 9 exons.